AAUAAAAGGCGUUUCAAUUAAAGAGUGGGUGAAAAAAAUUGCAUCCAAAGAGACAUCUCCGACUUCUCAAUUUGUUGCAUUUUGUUCAAAACCCAACUUAUUCAGAGAGACUCCGACACAGAGAAGAGCAUGGCGAGGCUGAGAGAGUUGAGAAAGGGUUUCAAAGCUAUUCAAGAUUCUGAACUUCUCAACCUCUUCAAAUCCGAAAUCAACUUCGAACUUUCUUCUAAUCACUUUCAGAAAGCUCAAAUUGGUUCUUUAGGUGAAUUUGUGGUGGACUCUGAUUUACCACAUUCCAAAGAUGUGAUUUUGAGAAGAAAAUGUGAUUCGGGUGAGGAAGUUGCUCUUUCAGCUAUAUUGGGUCCUCCUAACUAUGAAAAUGAUCUUAUUUUUGUAAGAGAUGUUUUCAUUAAAGUAUGUAUAAAAAAGCCAGAUUUGUCCUCUAUCUUGCAAUUUGACUGUAGAACUUAUCAAGAGACUGAUAAAACCUCUCAAUUUGAAAUCAACAAUGCUUACUAUCUUAGAUCACCUGCGUCUCUUAACUCGUCCAUUUACAGAGGCCCCUUAUUCAGUGAAUUGGAUUUUAAGUUGCAAAAAGCAUUCAAGGAAUACCUGAUAACCAAGGGCAUUGGAGGAAGCUUAACCAAUUUCCUUCUCCACUACCUACACACAAGAGAGCAAAAGCAAUACGUGAACUGGUUGAAAACAGGUGAAGCAUUCCUGUCAAAAAACGAGUCAUUGAACCAACUUUCAUAGAUGCGUUCUGCAUAGUUAUGCAGAGUUGCAUUAUAGUUAGUGUUAGUACAUGUCUCAAGUGUAGGAAAGUGAAUUACGUGUUCCAUUUUUACGAAUUUUUGUAUUCAAUAAUUUAAGAGUUAGAAUUAUGCCGAGGUUGUCAAACUUAUAAUACAGUCAAUUUUUAUGAAUAUGAAAAGUUUGAAAUAUCAGCUAUUUUAUCAGAAAUCAGUAGAACCUUACCUCAUGAAAUGAUAAGAUGCACAUUGUCUCUUGCAUUUUAUAUUUCUAACUUGAUAUUCGAACAUCACAGGGCUUUGGAGCUUCAUUGAGUGAAUCAAUGAGCAAUAAUAAUAAGAAGUGGAUGAAUUGAAUUUUAUCUUUUUCAUUUUGCUUUGUUAUGUAUGUUAAAUUGAUUAAAAUGGGGAAGCCCUUUUUGUUUUGUUUUGUUUUGUAGACAUUACCUCAAAAACAUCCUACACCUAAACUAUCAUCCAUUCCAUCUCCUCAUAGCUAGUAUUCUUAAUAUGAGACUUCUGAAAAAAAUAUACUAAAGAGUUGUUGAAGGUCAAAAUCACCUACUGUGCAUCUCUUGUGCCAUCAAAAAGUGAAAAUCAACAUUGUUGACACUGAUUAAAAUGAGCGAAAGAUUAACAAUGAAAGCACAAAUUGACAUGAUGAUUUCCUCAUAAGUCAUAACAAUGAAAUUAAGGUUUAUAUAAUAAAAUGAGAAAGAACACUAUAAAACUAUUUAAGCAAAUUAAAAAAAUACAUUUUUUAGUUGAGUUCCAAUGAAAUUGGUUGAGUUUCUUACCCAUAGGCAUAGCAUCACAAUCCAGUGGUAUAUGGUUAGAGAUUUUCUGCAUUUUGCACACAACUCACGAUAUGAUACGAUACGAAAGUGUGGUGGCGAGAUAGCAUAAUAGUAAGGUGAAAUGCUAGCAUUAAAACAAUAAAGGGGAUUAUGCAGAGGAGU
Molecule: messenger RNA, 1711 nt
Organism: Vicia villosa (hairy vetch)
Lineage: Eukaryota; Viridiplantae; Streptophyta; Magnoliopsida; Fabales; Fabaceae
Exons: 3
Coding region: 130-756 (208 amino acids)
Cellular component (GO): mitochondrial matrix
Source: RefSeq, a predicted model, not a curated record